AUGGAGCGCCCAAAGCUCUCCGUCCUCGUUCCCGCGCUGAUCCUCCUCGUCCUCGUGAUGGCUGCGGAACCAGGGAUCGCGUUCAAGCUGGAGCCGACAGGCACGAGCAGCCACAUGCCGCCUCUCCUCGACUGCGCUCCGGCCCCCGCGGGUGCGGCGCCCUCUAACAACCUCAGCGCGUUCCGCGGCAACGUCCUGGCGCUCCUCGGUGCGCUUCCGGCGGCCGCGCCCACGGGCUUCGUCGCCGCCGCUCAGUCCGGCGGAGCCGUCGGCGACGACCGCGCCUUCGCGCGCGCGUUCUGCUUCGGCGAGCGUCGCGGGUCCUCCCCCAGCGACUGCUUGAAAUGCCUUGCCGCUGCCGUCCAGGACGUCGCCGACGGAUGCCACGGACGCCGCGGGGCGGUCUGGCGCGCCGGCUGCUUCCUGUGGUACGCGGACACCAACGCGUCCACGGCCCGCGAGGACGCGUGGCGCGGUUGGUUCUACGACGACGACAGCGACGACACGCUGACCGCGGCGCUGGGGACAUGCGUGGCCAACCGCACCGCGGCAGAGUGCUCCCGGUGCCUGAACGAGUCGGCGCAAGUGGUUCCAGCGCUGAAGGAAGGGAGGCAGCUGUCGUUGGUCCACGGCGACGUGGUGGUGGUCGUCGGCUACUCCUACUACCUGCGCGUCCCGUUAUCCCCUCCAAAGAUACGGUGGCCGGUGUGGGUGAACUACGGUGAGCUCACCGGUUCUCUCUUCCCCUCUCUUUCCAUAUCUUUCAUGUCCUUAGAAACUGACAUUAGUGUGAUGAUGAUGGAACUUUUUGUCUCUGCACUCUGCAGCCUUGGGUGUCUUGGACGUGGUUGGGGUACUGCUCUUUGA
This is a messenger RNA of Miscanthus lutarioriparius, 867 nucleotides long. The record is from the annotation of a GenBank genome assembly. NCBI's taxonomy places the organism in Eukaryota, Viridiplantae, Streptophyta, Magnoliopsida, Poales, Poaceae.